Laccaria bicolor S238N-H82 is the source of this 1320-nucleotide messenger RNA. RefSeq lists its product as uncharacterized. The transcript is spliced from 10 exons. Lineage: Eukaryota; Fungi; Basidiomycota; Agaricomycetes; Agaricales; Hydnangiaceae. Gene Ontology annotation, molecular function: MAP kinase activity; ATP binding. Gene Ontology annotation, cellular component: cytoplasm; nucleus. Bases 118 to 1206 code for a protein of 362 amino acids. The record is from RefSeq and is a predicted model, not a curated record. Gene Ontology annotation, biological process: intracellular signal transduction; protein phosphorylation.
AUAUCGCACCUACAUAUUCUCCGUCGAUUCUACCGUGCUAUAUCCCCAGGAAACCCCCCCUCUCCUCAUCCCUCCAACGCACUCAACCACCGGCUGGUCUCUGGUGUUACAUAAAUAAUGUCUUCCCGCAAAUCAAAGCCUUUGCCAAAGUUCGAAAUCGGUGACGAUUAUCAGCUCUUGCACGCUAUUGGAGAGGGUGCGUAUGGAACUGUAGCUGCUGCCCUCCAUAAGCCCUCGGGACGACAAGUGGCGAUCAAAAAAGUGUUGCCAUUCGAUCAUACGUUGUUUUGCUUGAGAACGCUGCGAGAACUCAAGCUGCUCAAGUUUUUCUCGGAGACAUGCGUCAAUGAAAAUAUCAUCUCCAUCUUGGAUAUCAUCAAGCCGCCUACUUUGGAGUCGUUCACGGAAAUCUACUUCAUCCAAGAGUUGAUGCAAACGGACCUACACCGUGUCAUCCGCACACAACACCUCACCGACGACCACUGCCAGUACUUCGUCUACCAAACCCUCCGCGCGCUCAAAUCCAUCCAUAGCGCCGACAUCGUCCACCGCGACCUCAAACCCGCCAAUCUCCUCCUCAACGCCAACUGCGACCUCAAGGUCUGCGAUUUCGGUCUAGCCCGGAGCGUAAAGACCAGCGUCGUGGGCGGUAAAGAGGUCGGCAUCAUGACGGAGUACGUCGCGACGAGGUGGUACCGUGCGCCCGAGAUCAUGCUUUCUUUCAAGAUGUACACAAAGGCAAUCGACAUCUGGGCCGUAGGCUGCAUCCUCGCAGAACUCUUAACAGGAAGACCACUCUUCCCGGGACGGGACUACAGCCACCAGCUCGACCUCAUCCUAGACGUCAUCGGCACCCCGAGCCUGGACGAGUUUUACGCCAUCACGUCCCGGCGAUCGCGGGACUACAUCCGCGCGUUGCCUAUCCGGAAACGCCGCUCUUGGGAGUCCUUGUUCCCGCAUGCGUCCAAGGAGGCUAUUGAUUUUUUGGCAAAGACUUUGACCUUUGACCCGAAGAAGAGGAUGACGGUGGAUGAGGCGCUUGAGCAUCCUUACCUCACUGCAUACCACGAUCCUGAAGACGAACCGACCGUUCAACCUCUCAGCCCGUCCUACUUCGAGUUCGACUUGCACAAGGAUGACUUGAGCAAGGAUCAACUAAAGGAACUCCUCUACGAAGAAGUCCUUUCCUUUGUUCCUUCGAUCUAAGCAAGAUACCAACCAAGCCACUAUACCAAGAGGAGAGUAUCAAGGAAAUCUCAGAGCCAGAAUGUAUAUAAAAAGUUAAAGGACGAUAAUAUAAAUAUAUUGGAUGUGGUGAUG